AUGAGUACUGCCUUAAUGAAGGGGCCGAGCCUUCCCCCACCCCAGCUGAGUGAAAAGAGAAGGCAGGGCCAUGUGGCUUUCACUCUUUGGAGUGAACUGCAUACGCAGACCAUGGAUUCCUCUGGAAAGCCAGUUCUUUAUAGUUAUUUCCGAAGUUCCUGCUCCUGGAGAGUGAGAAUUGCACUGGCUCUGAAGGGAAUUGCCUAUGAUCAGGAACCAGUGAACCUCCUGAAGGAUGGGGGACAGCAGUUUUCUACUGAAUUCCAGGCAGUAAAUCCAAUGCAGCAGGUCCCGGCUCUGAAAAUCGAUGGCAUCAUCUUGUCUCAGUCGCUGGCCAUAAUUCAGUACCUGGAAGAGACCCGGCCUAACCCCAGGCUGCUGCCUCAAGAUCUGAAGAAGAGAGCCCAAGCCCGGAUGAUUUCGGAUCACAUUGUUUCUGGCAUUCAGCCCCUGCAGAACCUGACUUUCCUGAAACAAGUGGGAGGGGAGAAGAAGCUGGAAUGGGCUCAACACUAUAUCACAUGUGGUUUCAAAGCUCUGGAGCGGAUCCUGCAGCACACCGCUGGGCGCUAUUGCAUUGGGGAUGAGGUUUCCAUGGCUGACUUGUGUUUGGUCCCUCAGGUUUACAAUGCUGAGAGAUUUAAAGUGGAUCUGGCUCCAUACCCCACGAUCACCAGAAUCAAUAAAGCCCUUCUGGAGCUAGAGGCAUUCCAAGUGAGCCACCCAUGCCGGCAGCCGGAUACCCCCGCAGAGCUGCGAGCCUAAGGUCCUUCCUACAAGCAGGCUCUGUUCCUCUCAAGCACAAGGGCAGGGAUGGCAGAGAAAUGGAUCACACCCUGCCCAGAGAAGGAAAGCCACACAAGUGCCCAGCAGGCAGCCAUAGCAUUGAUGCAUCCUUGCCAGCUGCAUAGGAGAAAGAGAGCGAGUGCCCCUGCCCCUGUACUCUGAAAGAAGCUGUGGGUGGCCCAUUGCAGACCUGAGUAUGGAAGGGAAAGGUCAUGCUUACCCCUGAUCAUGUUUAACUACCUUCAAUCUCACCAUGUAGCAGAUUAAAGGAGAAGCAUCAAUAGCU
Messenger RNA from Emys orbicularis (European pond turtle), 1072 nucleotides. It is a transcript of the gene GSTZ1, whose product is annotated as glutathione S-transferase zeta 1. Gene Ontology annotation, cellular component: cytoplasm; mitochondrion. Lineage: Eukaryota; Metazoa; Chordata; Testudines; Emydidae. Gene Ontology annotation, molecular function: glutathione transferase activity; maleylacetoacetate isomerase activity. The transcript is spliced from 10 exons. The coding region runs from base 1 to 765 and encodes 254 amino acids. Gene Ontology annotation, biological process: glutathione metabolic process; L-phenylalanine catabolic process. The record is from RefSeq and is a predicted model, not a curated record.